Solanum lycopersicum (tomato) is the source of this 808-nucleotide messenger RNA. Its product is annotated as heavy metal-associated isoprenylated plant protein 33-like. The record is from RefSeq and is a predicted model, not a curated record. NCBI's taxonomy places the organism in Eukaryota, Viridiplantae, Streptophyta, Magnoliopsida, Solanales, Solanaceae.
UCUUAAAAUAAGAUUGUAAUACUAAUAAUACUAUGCUAAUUAAUCUCUUAAAAUUAACUGAACAUUAUCAGAAAAAGAAGAAGAUCAAUGAAGCCAUUAAAAUUCAUCAUUCGAUUUUUAAGUGAUUGCUUUGCAUCAGAUUCAUUUCCUCGCCCCAAUGAAUCCAAUCUUGCUUUCAUGGUUUGUGUAAUUAAAAUUAAAGUUCGUUCAAGUGGUUGGCAAAAGGCAGUCAACAGAGUAUUGAGAAGCACCAACGGAGUUCGUCAAUUCAAAUUUUCAGAAGGUGGAAAAGUAACAGUAUCAGGGAUUGUAGAUCCAACUCUUCUAAUGAAAAAUUUAGCUAAAUCUGGCAAAUCUGCAGAAUUAGAAUGGAUUCAAUAUGGUCAAUGUUCAAGCAAUUUGUUUCUUCCUCCAAAACCCCCAAUCAACGGAUUUCAAAAUCAAGGACCAUUUCGUAAUUUCCAUCAUUCCAGGUUUGCUCUGCACCACCACGGCGGUCACUACGGCCUACCUCCGCCGCCCUACCCACCUUAUCCCAUGGUUGCGCCGCCGCCGGUGUUUUAUUAGUCUGCUUCUACAGAAGGGCAUAUAAGUAAUUGCAACAUACUAUGUAACUAGACUCAAAUCGAAAUCUAUUUAUGUAAUUUUUUUAGUAUCUGCAUUGAUAGCUCGAUUAUAUUAAGAGCUCGAUUGUAAUUGAAACUUAUGUGUUGCGAAGCACACUUUUUAGGGCCGUGCUUCUGACUUGAGUUUUUGAUUUUUGUAAAUUAAACUCGAGAUUUUUAAUUAAUUAAUUAUUUUUUUAUAA